This is a messenger RNA of Malus domestica (apple), 1699 nucleotides long. The record is from RefSeq and is a predicted model, not a curated record. NCBI's taxonomy places the organism in Eukaryota, Viridiplantae, Streptophyta, Magnoliopsida, Rosales, Rosaceae.
UCAUCGAUGUAUUGACAAAUAAAUCUGGAACUCGAAAUGUUGAAGGACUCGCUCUACAUUUGCAAAGCUAUGAUGAGGCUAGUUUCAGUACAAAAGCAUUUGCUAAAAUGAAGAAACUUAGACUGCUUGACCUCAGCAGCGUAGAGCUCAAUGGAGAAUACAAACAUCUUCCCAAAGAGUUAAUAUGGCUGAGCUGGGAACGAUGCCGUUUAAAGUCCAUACCAGAUGACUUUUUUAAUCAAGAUAAACUAGUUGUUUUAGAGAUGCGGUGGAGCAAACUGGUACAAGUUUGGGAGGGUUCCAAGUCGCUACAUAACUUGAAAACCCUUGAUCUCCACGGUUCCGAUUUCUUAGAGAAAUCACCGGACUUUUCACAGGUCCCAAAUCUUGAAGAGUUGAUAUUGAGAAGUGCAUGAGGAUAUAGGGGAGAUGGUAUCACUGAGAACACUUGAAGCAGAGCAUACAGCCAUAAGAGAAGUACCACCUUCCAUAGUAGGAUUGAAGAAUCUCACUCGUUUAUCUCUGGAGGGUACUGUGAGGGGUAUUCAAUUGCCCCAUUCGUUAAGAGAAUUCAAUCUCUUAUCACGCUAUGAUGAUGCAGUCCCUAAGGAUCUUGACUGUCUAAUUUAUUUACAACAUUUGCAUCUUCAAGGUAAUAAGUUUCAUAGCUUACCAAACCUCAGUGGUCUUUCAAAGCUCGAAACAUUGUGGUUAAAUGGAAGCAAAUAUCUUCGUACAAUCCCUGAUUUACCAACAAAUUUGAAAGUUCUAUUUGCCGAUGCUUGCCCUGCAUUGGAAACAAUGCCAGACUUUUCAGAAAUGUCAAAUAUGAGAGCACUGAGUGUAAGUGAUUCACCCAAACUCACUGAGGUUCCAGGCUUGGAUAAGUCAUUAAACUCCAUGGCGUGGAUUGACAUGAAAAGGUGCACUAAACUCACAGUUGAUUUUAGGAAGAACAUUCUACAGGGAUGGACUUCUUGCGGAUUUGGAGGCAUUGUUCUCCAUGGGAAUUAUGUUCCUGAUUGGUUUGAGUUUGUCAACAAGGGUACUAAAGUCAGUUUUCAUAUUCCCCCGACCGAUGAUCGUAAUUUUGAAGGGCUAACUCUGUUCUGCUUGUUCCGCGUAUACAAAUGGAAACAUUUACCUCAUCUUGACAUUACUGUUAUAAGUAAUACCAAACUUACUAAGUUGCAGGCCUACAGAUCCAAAGGAGGUGCUGGGGCUGAGAAUUAUGAAGAUGAUUAUCUUUGGCAAGGACAACUCUCGAACAAUGAGCUCAAUUUGCAAGGCGGGGAUAAAGUUGAUAUAGUUUUUGAAGAUCCAUGGGCGAAUGGGGAUUAUUCUGUUAAAAUAAUGAGAACAGGGGUUAAUCUAGUAUGGGACAAACUUAUGAAGGAAAAUAUGCAUGAUUUUAGGGACACUAAAUAUCUUUUUGACUGAGAUCCAGAUGAGGGAGGACCAAGCCAUGACGCAUCUGAUAAACUCGUUUGUGCAGAAUGAAGGUGAAAGCAUCACAGUCAAUUCGUCAAACACCUCACCAUUUUUCGCUUUCCUAGUUUGAUAACGGAGGCUAGUCCAUAUUUCAUGUUUUUUUUUCAGAUUCCUAUGAUUUUUUCAGUUAGCUUUUUUGAAUUUUGAAUUUAUUGCAUCAAGUAACAUUUCACAUUACAACAAUCAAUAUAAGACUUUCACCCAAAUA